This is a messenger RNA of Acanthamoeba castellanii str. Neff, 879 nucleotides long. RefSeq lists its product as uncharacterized. The transcript has 7 exons. Lineage: Eukaryota; Discosea; Longamoebia; Acanthamoebidae. The record is from RefSeq and is a predicted model, not a curated record. The coding region runs from base 1 to 879 and encodes 292 amino acids.
AUGAACUUCCCGGGCUACGACGAUGACGACGUCAACGUGUCCCUCGUCAGCGCACACUACUGGAGACGCAUCAAGCUGAAGGAGGACCUGGUGGUGGCAUUCGAGGUGGACGAGGACGUGCUCCGGCGUACCGUCAUGUUCGCCUCCCGGCAGCGCUUCAGCAUAGCACAGUGGCACUGGGAGAGUCCGGCCGAGAUCUACCGACGCAAGAAGGACAUCGUGCACGCCAUCCGCUACCUCCUGUUUGCCCACCAGAUCCUGCUGCACGGCAAGGCACGGCCCACAUCAUUUGAGAUCACGGACUACAGUGCGGCAAAUGAGUACUACCACCGCAUCAUGGCCGAGCCGAACGUGAAGGCCCAGGUGGACUUCGAGUACUACCGCAACGAGAAGGAGCGCAUCGCCAAAGCCUUCAAGGCGACGAUGGUGCUCAAGUACUUCCACACCAAGUGCGAGACGGUGAUCCACAACCUCAAGCACACCCUGGGGUCUCGCGAAAACUACAUCGACUACUUCUCUCACCCGAAGAACGCAGGCAGAGCUCCGUUUCAUUUCACAGCAGCCGAGUCGAGAACAACAGCAGCAACAGCCACCAUGUCGGACAUCAUGCCCUCUGGAGACCUCGGUGAAGGAGAGAAGCCAACCGGGGAGAUGAUCUUUACAGACUUCGUAAAGAAGGUGAACGAGAUGUUCGGCGAGGCGGUCGAAGGCUUCCGCGUGCUCGACGACGAGGAUGCCGCUCUCACCCAGUACCUGCAGGAGGACCUCGCCAAGCAGCAGGAGAAGGGAAGGCAGCUACGCGCCCAGAUCGAGAAGGCUCAGUACUCCAUCAAACAGUUCAUGCGCGCCCUCCCGACAAGCCCCGUCAUCGAAGAGUAG